CUCGACAAUUUCUAGAGUGCACGCUCCGUACCAACACGCCAGAAGCGAAAAACUCGCGGCGAUGGCAGAGCCGUCCACGCCCGACGCAGGUCCUGAUCAUGCACCGCCGUCUCUUCCGCCCGGAUGGAUUGCGCAGUGGGAUGCGAAAUCGCGGAAGUACUACUUUGUUCAAAUAAGCACCGGCGAGUCGACCUGGGACGUACCACAAAUGGCUGCCCCCAAUGUCCCGACACCUGGAAGCACACCUGCAGGCCAGAGUCCAUUUCCUAACCCAGACGAGAGUUCACGAGGGGUUGGAGGUCAAGAAGGCGAUAGGAGCUUGAGCAGUUCAUUACUGAAUAGCGUUCUCGGCGGCAACAAGCAGAGCUCUGGAGGACUUGGAGGUCUGGCGUCGUCAGUGCUUGGAGGUGGCUCGCAUAGCAGUUCCAAUCAAGGCCAUGGAAGCUCGAGCGGUCUAGGAGGAAUCGCAUCGUCUUUCCUAGGUGGUUCUUCUCACGGUGGAUCUGGUUCUGGCGGACAACAUGGUUCAUCGGGCGGUCUUGGUGGAAUGGCAUCCUCCUUCCUCGGUGGGUCUUCUACACAUGGCAGUUCUGGCCAGAGUGGCUCUUCUGGACAUUCGAGCGGCGGUCUCGGUGGCCUAAUGGACCAUAUACUGGCCAAGCACCGCCAGCGUCUUACCAACCUGCAGGGCAGCAAGGAGGAUAUCAACCACAAUCUGGAAGCUACAAUCCUCCCGGGCAUCAGCAAACGCCGCAGCACCAGCAGCAAGCUCAAAAUUCCUAUGGACAGCAGUCUGGACACCAGCAAGGACUCGGCCACGACCCAUCGCAGCAAUAUGGUCAGCAAUCGCAUUAUGGCCAAGCGCCAUCGCAUCAGCAAACUGGUGGCUAUGGAAGCGCACCUCCAAGCCAACAACCAACGCCACAAAAUCAGUACGGCCAGCAACAGCAAGGCGGAUACAAUCAAUUCUCGCCGCCGCCAAACCAACACCAAGGUGGUUAUGGAACUCCCGGCUAUGAUCAGCAAGGCGGAUACGGGUCGCACCAAAACUACGGCGGGCAGCAAUCGUAUCCACCUCCACCACAGCACGGAGGCCCACAACACGGAGCUCCUCAUGACCAGGGUGGAUAUCAGGCUUACAGCGCACCUCAGCAGCAAGGCUAUGGCGGCGGCGGCGGCUAUGGAGGCCAAUAUCAAUCACCACCGCCAAAUCCUGGCUGGAGAUAGAAUCGUGAACGAUGGGAUGUGCUGCAUUUUGCAUAUGGAGGGAAUCUGAUGUAUGACCUGGUCCAAGACUUUGAUACCGUGGACAGACUGGUCAGAGGUCCAGAGAGACCAAAGCGCAGUUGGACCACCGACGCAAGCCCAGUGUUGCUGGCAAGGAAGGUCCGAGAGCAAAGGCAGGGUGACUCUCCAUUUUGAAUGAACACUGGAAGAAGAAGCAGGAGGGAGCUAGAUGACUCUCGUUGAUGGAUAUUCUGUGUACUUGAUUUGGUUCGUUCUCUGACUGCAUGAGCGGUUGCUAGAAAAUGAUUCCGUUGAACAAG
This is a messenger RNA of Pseudocercospora fijiensis CIRAD86, 1547 nucleotides long. RefSeq lists its product as uncharacterized. The transcript has 5 exons. The record is from RefSeq and is a predicted model, not a curated record. The coding region runs from base 62 to 1276 and encodes 404 amino acids. Gene Ontology annotation, molecular function: protein binding. NCBI's taxonomy places the organism in Eukaryota, Fungi, Ascomycota, Dothideomycetes, Mycosphaerellales, Mycosphaerellaceae.